Mugil cephalus (flathead mullet) is the source of this 4838-nucleotide messenger RNA. RefSeq names its product EH domain binding protein 1-like 1a (gene ehbp1l1a). The record is from RefSeq and is a predicted model, not a curated record. Gene Ontology annotation, molecular function: protein binding. NCBI's taxonomy places the organism in Eukaryota, Metazoa, Chordata, Actinopteri, Mugiliformes, Mugilidae. Bases 182 to 3376 code for a protein of 1064 amino acids. The transcript has 25 exons.
UCCCCCCCCAACACACACCACACAACACCACCAGCACCAGCACCAGCCUCAGAGGAGCCCCGGCACAGGGACGACAAGGAGCCGGAGGAGGGAGGGGGCACACACAAGCACGCGUUCGCCUCGUCUCGAUGUCGGUUUAAUCGAGUCUGUUUUGGAGCUAAAUGAUCUGAGAGUCUCGACCAUGACUUCGGUUUGGAAGCGGCUGCAGCGCGUCGGAAAGAAAGCGGCCAAGUUCCAGUUUGCUGCUUCGUUUCAAGAGCUGGUUGUGGAGUGCACCAACAAGUGGCAACCAGACAAACUGAGAGUGGUGUGGAUCCGGAGGAGCCGACGUCACAGCACAAAGCUCCACAGCUGGCAGCCAGGGAUUAAGAACCCGUACAGAGGCCUGGUGGUUUGGCAGAUUCCAGAAAGUUUAGACAUCAAUGUCACGCUCUUUAAGGAACCGACUGCAGAGGAGUAUGAAGACAAAGACUGGACGUUCGUCAUUGAAAAUGAGACUAAAGGUCGCAGGAAAGUGUUGGCGUCGGCCGACGUCAACAUGAAGAAGUACGCCAGCGCCACGCCGGCCCAGUACGACAUAACGCUGAAGCUCAAACCUCUGUCGGUGAAAGUGGUGGAAGCCACGCUGAAGCUAAACCUGUCCUGCGUCUUCCUCAAGGAGGGCAAAGCCACAGAUGAGGACAUGCAGAGCUUGGCCAGUUUAAUGAGCAUGAAGCAGAGCGACAUUGGAAAUCUGGACGACUUCAAUGACAGCGACGAAGAAGUCGGCGAGGAGAGAAGGUCCAGCUUUGGGACUGCACCAGUAACAACUCAUGUCACUGCCUCUGCUCCCUCUGCUGCGAGAGUUCAUGACCUGGCUUGGAGACCAGCAGUUGAAUCAGGCCCCAUAGUAACAUCAGAGAUGGACUGGAAAAGCUCCUCUGGCGUUUCCUCCUCCACCAUCUCGGCCCCAUGUCUCCCGCCUCAGCCCGAACCCCCCAAUACGUCCUUAGCGCGAACCAUCACCCCCCAUGGCUUCUCAUUUCCGGCCAUUACAUGCAUUCACCCACCUGUACUCCCCAAAAUCUUCCAGCGGAGUGCCCGAUCAGCUCCUCAGCGGCCCACUAGCUUCCACUGUGUCCCGUCUCACACUGAGGCUCCCUCUGCCUUCACCCCCUCCAAAGCCCUCUCCACCUCCUCCCUGUCCUCCUCACCCUCCGACCCAUCUCUUCAUCACCACGCCUCUUUCUCUGCUACCUCCCAACCAGCCUGUCCUACCACUUACUGGAAAACAAAGAGCGUCCCUUCCCUUUCCUACGUCUCCUCCUCCUCCUCCUCCUCCUCCUCAGCUCCUCCCAGCUCCUUCCAUCCUCUAUCUCCACCACCGCCUCCCGCUCUGGGGGGACAUCCCCUAACUCCCGUCCCCACCCCCCUGGCUCAGUCGGGCUCUGCCCUCAUGAGACCCACCAGCCUCCCAUCUGCCCCAGAGACAGCCUCCUGGCAGACUGAAUGGAGGCCUCCUAAAUCUCAGGCGCCACUAGCGCAGCCGGACCUCUCUCCUGAGUUUCUGUAUCUCCCUGCGGAAGACGCCGAACAACCCGCGGUGCAGCAGAAAAAGCAGAGAAUAGAGACGCCAUCUUCAUCCUCUUUGCCCUCUGCUCCGUCUCUAAUGGAUUAUGCACAUGCUCCCUCCUGGAGGCCCCAGUUCACCCCUACCGUAGAGACCCCUUCACCUUCUCCUCUAAGUCCUCCCUCCGCUCCCGUCUUCUCUGGGUCUGCUCUUCCUCCAGUGCAGCCUCGCGUAGCCCACACUGCUGUAGUCUACCCCAGUGAGCAGGUGGCAGAAUUUAAGAGGCAGCUGAGCACGCUAAAUGAAGAGGAAAACCAGUGUACGACGCCUACAAGCCCUGACACCAGAGCCCCUGAGUUAUCCAGACUUUCAACACGGAAACCAGACACGACGUUUGGAAUCAAGGUGGUGAAGGCUACGGCAGGGCAAAUCGAAAAAGGAGAUAAAUCCUCCGAUAGGCCUGCUGCUACGACUCAAGGCAAUGAGCCAGCUCAGAAAACGGCGGACACUCUGGAAAAAGAACAGGCCAAUCCCUCCUUGGUGACGUCCAGCCAGUCUCUCCUGGAAUGGUGUCAGGAGGUGACUCAGAGUCACAAGGGAGUGAAGAUCACAAACUUCAGCACCUCCUGGAGGAACGGCCUGGCAUUCUGCGCCAUCUUAAAUCACUUCCACCCUGAAAAGAUUAAUUUUGAAAUGUUGGACCCGUAUGAUAUCAAGCAUAACAACAAAAAGGCUUUUGAUGGUUUUGCUGAACUUGGAAUCUCCAGGCUCAUCGAGCCCUCAGACAUGGUUAUGCUCGCAGUGCCUGACAGGCUCAUUGUCAUGACCUACCUCAACCAGAUCCGGACCCAUUUCACAGGCCAGCAGCUCAGUGUGCUUCACAUAGACAAGGACAGCAGCGAGUCCAGCUAUGCGGUGGAAGCAGACAGGGAGGUCCAAGAUGACCCCGAGGCAGCUGUUCGCUACUGCACCCAGAGGCUCCAGGAGGAAGGCAUAAAUCUUGAGACCAAUGGGAGUGCAAGCACAGCGGAGAAGGACUCCAGUAAAACCGGUAAGGAUGUGGUUCCACCGCCGCGAACCAAGCGGUUGCAGGGUGCCGGGGCCGGUGGGGCUCAGUCUCCGGUGGCACCACCAAGGACUCAUUUCAUGUCCAAGUCGGGCUUCUCCCAUGUCAAAGAUGCAGAUCUGGUCAAGAAGCGUAGGUCACAGCGGAGGAGUGGGUCGGUAGAAGAAGGAGACAUAUCAACGGCUGUUGCAGGGCAAGAAAACCGUAGGAAGUCAGAAAUUGUGAGAGGAGAGGCUGAGGCUGAGGAGGGAAGACCAGAUUGUCAGGACCCGAACCAGUACGUGCUGAAUCAGAUGGAGGCCCUGGAGGCUGAGCAGAACCACGUUGAUAACAGAGCAGGUGUGGUGGAGAGGAAACUCAGACAGUUACUGGAAACAGGCAGUGACAAGGUGGAAGAAGAGAGGCUGAUCCAGGAAUGGUUUACUCUGGUCAACAAGAAGAACGCUCUGAUCCGGAGGCAGGACCAUCUUCAGCUGCUGCUGGAAGAACAAGACCUGGAAAGAAGAUUUGAGCUCUUAAACAAAGAGCUGAGGGACCUGAUGGCAAUUGAUGAGUGGCAGAAGACUCCAGCCCACAAACACAGAGAGCAGCUGCUGCUUCAGGAACUGGUGUCACUGGUGAACCAGAGGGAUGAGCUGGUCCAGAGUCUGGAUGCUAAGGAGCGAGGAGCUCUGGAGGAGGACGAGCGUCUGGAGCGUGGCCUGGAGCAGCGGAGGAGGAAGUACGCCAAGCAGCAGAAAGAGAAAUGUAUGAUGCAGUGAAUCCAACGAGCACCAAAUGUUGAGUGAAACUGUAAAACAAAAGAAAGAAAGAAAGAAAGAAAGAGGAUAAGGAUAAAAAGAAGAGAAUGGGUCUUUGCUGUCAGAUUGAUUGAUUGAUUGAUUGGGUGACUGACUGGUUGAUUGAUUAGUAGUAAAACCUGACUGUUUGUUGGUUUGUUGGUUGGUUGAUUGACUGAUUGAUUGAUUAAUUGAAGUGGCUUUGAGUCAGUAGUAAGAAGAUAUUUAGGCCUAAACCGCUGUUCCAAAGAGUUUGCUUCUGCCAGAUAACACACUAAAAAUGGACGACAUUGCUGCCCCAGUGUAGUUUAGUCUCUGAAUGAGCUCCAGUGUUCGUUCGCUUCUGCUUUCCGGUGCCUUAAAAUGUUUCCCUCCUCUCCACACGUUCAAAGCUUGAAGCCUUACAGGAGUUGAUUGAAUGCUUCUGCACGAUUCUGCUGCUCCUUAGGGACCGUUGUUACACGUCGUAGCUAUGUGGUGUGUUUGACUGAGAGUGUGCAUGUGAGUGAGAGUCGAUCUAGAAGACCGACGAUAGAGGCCGGGGUUGAUCGGAAAUACCCGACAAGUCCUCUGAAAACUACAAAAUGCACAUUGCCAAUAGGAUCCAGGACCACCCCCCCCGUACGGAUGUUUUUGGAUCUAUUUCUCCAAUCAGUUCACCACUGUUGCCUCAUCAUAGGAUGUGCCACAAUAUUACGACUGUGAAAGAGAAAGUUUUUCAUUUUGUUUGUUGUUAUUUUUUUUUUUUUCUUUUUCAAGAUUUACAAGAUUGUGUUUUAAUUUCGUAUUUGGGGUUUGGAUUAUACGUCGCAGAGUGGAAUGUAAGGACAAGGACACAUAGCCAUGACCGUGGAACAGCUCAGAGACUUGUUGGAUUUAUCCAAGUUUUAUUAUUUAUUAUUAGAAUUAUUUAUCAUUCAGAUAUUUGCAUCGUUGUGUAGUUCUCCCGCAAUUAGUGAAUUUGAACAUUUCUGCACGAUGAAAGCCAUAUAUGCACGAGCUACGUUAUGAAAGUGUGAAAUGUAUGGGACAGAUAUCAUGAAAGCUUUAAAAACCGACCUUAAAUCUUCAUUUUAAAACUUUUACAUUUGCACUUUUCUUAAAAUUCGACCUUUCAAACUGCUGCCAAAGUUCUUUAUUUUUCUUCCCUCCGGUUUUUAAACAUGUUGUGAUAUUAAUCCCAUAGAAAAUGAAGCUUCCUCCUUGUCUUUACUCUGAGAGGUUUUUAUAGUUUUGUUUUUCAAGGAUUUUCUGGACCUGAGAGAUUUUUAUUUUGUGUGUUCUCCUCAUGCCAAUGCCCUGAGCACCAACCUGUGUGUUACGUACCAAAAAGUCAAAAAGGAUGUUGCUGUUGGAAAAUGUUUUUACCUGUGGCUUUUGUGUUACCAGAGCUCCAUUUGUAAAAGUUUGAAAAAAAAAAAUACAAAACAUCUGAAAGCCUUCA